AUGGGCCUCAUUCCAUCCCAUCCCCUCUCCUUGUACUGGGCAGCCCGGGGCCGGCCCUGCCUGUGGAGCGCAGGGCCGGGCUGUGUUCUCCGGCCUGUCCCGCAGCCCCUCAGCUCUGACCGCGCUCGCUCUUUGCCAGCUCCAGGCCGGCGCCGGACACCAGAGCAGGGCCGCACCCGGGGCCGCUUCCACAGAGCUCAUCAGAGGGUGCGGAAAUCCGUUCCCGUUCGGCGCAGAAAGGCCAGGACCUCACCACCCGAGCUGCUGGCACAGCCUGAGCCCAACCCGACCGAGCUCAAGGCCAAGGCUGACGCCCCAGGGACUGAGGGCAUUGCAGACGCUGACAGCACACCCGUUCAGCGCCUGCCCGAUGCUCCCAGUCUGCAUGUUCCUGAGGAGAGAGUUGUCUCUGCUCAAGUGCCAGCUCUGGUCAGGUCCAUCCACUCGUGGCUGACCUCCAAUGUGUCUGCUGGGCACGUGCUGGAUAAGACCCUUCUAGCACUGACCGAGGCACACCCCGUGGAUGUCGCCAUCACCCUCCUGCGCUGUGCCCCCUCGUGUGACAGAGCUGCUGCAACCAUGUGGAGGACCAUUGCCUCAUCGGGAAGGACACUGCAGAAGGUGCUGCCAACCCUGCUCGACGUGAUGGAGGACUGGCCGUGGUACUACACGGGCACCUCCGAUGGGGACAACACAGACGUCUUUGCCCUGGCUGCAACUCUGGCACUGUGGAUGAUUGUCCAGGAGCCCCAGUGCCCGGGGCCUUUGAUGGACUAUUCCCCUCAUCUCCUCGUGGAUCUGCUCUUCCAAGUCUUCGUCAGCACAGAGCAGACGUCAGAGGAGGUCGACACGUUCUGGAGGGGAUGCCAGGAGCAACACGACCUUCCCACCGACCCCAACAGGUUUGCAGUGCUGACCAUGAAGGCCCUGCUCUGCUGUCUCCACUGUGAGGAUGUGGUGAAGUCAGUGGAAGACAAUCGUGGCUGGGCCAGGCUCCUCAAUGCUCACAGCCGCCGCUACACGGCUCUGCUGGCCAGGUGAGACCUCCUUGUCCCCGCUGCCCCUGUCAUAUCUGCCUGUGCACGGGGCACCCCACACCGUGCCCGUGGGCGUGGGCCAGAGGGCCUUGUCACCCAGGGACGGCCAAGCAGAGUGGAAAAGGCUGGGAGAGGCGGGUGCACAGGAGGAGCCGCCUCCCAGAGUGCCCCGGUCCCCUCCUGGGACUGGGCUGGUGGGGAAAGACCAGGCCUCUGUGAGUCCCUCCCGGGAGAGGUUUGCCCGCCUGCCUCAGGUCGAUGCUACCUUUUUCCCCCUGCCAGGGAGAAGCGCCGCGUCUACAGCCCCUCGUGUUCCCGCAUCACACUCCACCUGCUGGAGCUGCUGAGCAGGGAGGAGCCAUGCUGGGACCUGCCUGCCAUGGCAUUCCUUGUGGAGGUCCUGGACUGCCUGGACACCAGAGAAUGCGGUGACAGGGUCCUGGAGAUGCUUUCAAGGAACUCGGGGAGCACCAACACAAAGCGGCGUCAACUGGCACUCCGAGUCCUCGUGGCAUUCAGCCAGGAUCCCGUGAUGGCCGAGAGCAUCUGGAGCCUGAAUGAAAGGCUCGUGCAGCUACUGGGGGAUGCAGACAGAGAUGUGGUUUGGAUGACCCUCUCUGUGUUCAAGAACAUGCUCUGGAGCAGUCUGUGGACACAGCGCCACAAGAGAGUCCGCAGCAAAGACCCCCUAAUAUCCACCCCCACCGGCCUGCAGUGGGCUGAGGCGCUCCAGCCACUCUUUGACCACGACGACAGCAGUGUGCGGGAGGGCUCCAUGGCCCUCUUCACUCGUGUGAUCAAACUGAUCGAGAGAGAGGGAAAGAGGCCCCUGAAGCCACUCGUGUGCCUGAGCCUGCUCCCGCUCUACUUCCACCGGCAUGAUGAGAAGGUGGUCGUGAAAAGGGCCUCUCGGAAAGCACUGCUGGAUGUGACCAGGUUCCUGAAGAGGAGGGAUCUUGGGCGCCUGGUGAACACAGAGGAGCCAUGGAGCUUUGGCAAGUGCCUGCUGAAAAAGGACCGGAGCCGAGUGGCCAAGUACAUGCACCAGGCCCUGCCGUACCUGCGGAGCCCACAGCAGCCCCUGCGAGAGGCAGCCAUCAAGUUCAUGGGGAUCGCCGGGGGGUACCUGAGGGGACAGCCCAAGGAGCUGCAGCUCAUCAUCGAUGCCCUUCAAGCCAUCCCAGACAACAGGAGCCCCGCUGUCUCAAACCUGGCGCUUCAAAUAAUUAACUUUGUUACAAAUCUACAGACAGCUCCCUACCCCAGGUUCCAGCAGUUCCGAGACCGGCUCUGCAGGGCGUGGAAUACCCGGCCUUCUCUGUGGGGCUGAGUCUGCCUGUGCUGCUGCAGCUGUGUGCAGAGUUGAUGCAGGCAGCUCUGUCUGUUGGGGCACCUGAGCCUGUGGGGAAGACACCUCUUCUCUGCAAGCCCUUCCUUUUACCCCAGCGUAGGAAUAUUAAAUAAAUAUUGUCAUA
This is a messenger RNA of Pseudopipra pipra, 2512 nucleotides long. RefSeq lists its product as uncharacterized. The record is from RefSeq and is a predicted model, not a curated record. Lineage: Eukaryota; Metazoa; Chordata; Aves; Passeriformes; Pipridae. Gene Ontology annotation, cellular component: cytoplasm. The transcript has 14 exons.